This is a messenger RNA of Abrus precatorius (Indian licorice), 972 nucleotides long. RefSeq names its product serine/threonine-protein phosphatase 7 long form homolog. Gene Ontology annotation, biological process: meristem development; meristem maintenance. The coding region runs from base 1 to 972 and encodes 323 amino acids. The record is from RefSeq and is a predicted model, not a curated record. The transcript has 3 exons. NCBI's taxonomy places the organism in Eukaryota, Viridiplantae, Streptophyta, Magnoliopsida, Fabales, Fabaceae.
AUGGCAUCAUCUUCACAACAAAGUAGGGUUAUUAAUCUCGGGCCAGAAGAUCCAUCACUUCUUCGGUUUCAGAGUAUUCAUGUAUCUGAGCAUAUUUGGGAUGGACGUGAUCACCCGACAUUGAGAGUUAGGAAGAGUCCAAAUAUUCCCGGUGGAUUAGAAGGUAUUCCGGAAGAAAUUAUUCCACAUCUGGAAUUAGCGGGUUUUGUUGGAGUGGCUAACUUGUCUAAGCUUCCUGUAGACGUGGGAUUGAUUACUACAUUAGUAGAGAGGUGGAGGCCCGAGACGCACACCUUCCACAUGCCCCCUGGAGAGUGUACUAUUACCCUUCAGGAUGUUGCUAUUAUAUUAGGAUUACGCAUAGAUGGGAGACCUGUUAUAGCACCCACUGGGGGUGAUUGGGCUCAGAUUGUGGAAAACAGCCUAGGUAUGAGACCAGGAUCAGAGGCUUUUGUAGGGAGUUUCUUGAAGAUGAGCUGGUUGGACGAACACUUCACUCAUAUUGCCAUGCAUAAUCAGACUCCACUGCAGAUCACUUGGUUUGCUUGGGCAUAUAUAUUGAGGCUUAUUGGAGGGUUCAUGCUUCCUGAUCACUCUAGCAGUAGGGUAUCUGUGAGGUACUUGCCUUUGCUUGAAGAUUUUGAGUUGACCGGUCAAUAUAGUUGGGGUUCUGCAGUUCUAGGUUAUUUGUACCGAGAGAUAUGCAUGGCCACCAACAUUGAUCGUGUUGCUAUUGGAGGACUGACUGCGUUAAUUGUGAGUUGGGCUUGGGAUAGAUUUCCCCAGAUAGCACCUAUCAAUCCUCCCUAUAGUCGUCCUUAUCUUCUGUACGGUGUUAGAUGGUUAUCCCACAGCUUGGGCCGGAGCCGAUGGACCUUAUCGGCAUAUCCGUGGCGGCUUAAGUGCCUUAUCGGUGCAUCCGUGGCAGACUCUUUUGAAGAGGGAGGGGAUGAUGAGUCCCACAUCGGUUGA